Haliotis rubra (blacklip abalone) is the source of this 3878-nucleotide messenger RNA. RefSeq lists its product as uncharacterized. The record is from RefSeq and is a predicted model, not a curated record. Lineage: Eukaryota; Metazoa; Mollusca; Gastropoda; Lepetellida; Haliotidae.
UAGGGGCGACGACAUGACAACAAUAUGGCGGCUUCCGCCUAAUGAAAAAAGUGUAUGGCACCUUUUUGUAAAUGAUAACACCAUCGAAACAAACAUAACACGAUGGCAACUUAUAUGCCACCAAUAGCGCGAAAGAAGAGAGUUCCCGAAAAGUACAAUCCCGACUCAUUUAGGGUUGUGAGCCUUGAUGCUGAAAAUGUCCAUCCAAAGUUUCAAGAUGCAGUCAUAAAACCUGUUUAUGCGUCUGAUCCAAGGCCAGCCAGAAAAUUACUUCCAGACAUAACCAUCAGAGAGACAAGAGUUCUACCCUACACAACUCCAGAUUUCCGGGCUCAUAAUCCCCAACCUAUGAGCUGUGGCUUUUUGCGACAUGAUGCGAGACUGCUGAAUGAACCUGUAUGCACAGUAUUUACAAGGAGCACCUACCCAGACCAACAUAACUGGUGGCCAUCUCGGACAAGCUCUGACCCUCUCAACAUACCUGAAUACACACGUGACACAACACAAAGAGCUGAUUUUCAGUUCUCAAAGGAAUCAGCUUCGUUUGGCUCCACUCGACACCUUGCUAAUCCAAAUAAGGAGCCUGCUUUAGGAACAGUUCCCGUGAACUUCCUGCGCUCUCGAUCUGGUGACCAGAGAUUGUACAAGGAAGGUAUUUCCUUUGAGCAUCAGUAUGACAGUCGGGCAGAUCCAAACUAUCCGAUCAGGUCCAAGCGCCAUGGUGCAUUUGUAUGGGAUCAAAUGCGUCCUGACAAAGCUCAGCUGUUGAUAGACUACCAUAAAAGUGUUGAAGCAAAGCGUGAUGCAGAAGCACAAGAAGCCUUAGCUCCAACACCACCACCUGGUUCAUGCUUGCCACAGCCCCAGUCCGAGAUGAUGUAUCCUCCUGCAGGAAUGUCUCCCCCAGUACCAGCCUGUCUUGAAACACCCACAAACAUCCCACAACCCCCUGCAGGCCCCAUAUCACCUCCUCUGUGGACACUUCCUGUGGGUCAAAGUUCAUUUCCUCCACCUCAGACAUCUCCUCAGAAUGAGGUACCUGCCAUGGAGAAUGAAUAUGCUGAGCCAGAACAGGAGCAGUAUUUUGUGCAAGAUGUAGGCACCUCCACCGCUCAUGAUGGAAUGCAGUAGUAUUCUCUCUGAAUAUAACAUACUUUUGUACUUUCACUGAACUGCUGUGCUAGAAAAUGCACAUCCCUGCAGUUAUGUCCGUUACAGCAUUACAAUGUCAUGUGAUCUUUCAAUAAAUUACCAGUAUUCACUUAAGUGGACCUUAGAAAGCCAAAGUUAUUCAUUCUGGUGGAAUGAAAUAGUACUGUCAUGUAUUAUUGUUAUCAUUGUUAUAUUAGAAUGAUUUCUUCCAACAAAGCUCAAAGUGUCUGUAUUAUUAUCCUUCUCGUAUCAAACAGUGAACCCUUUGCUCAAUAUGCCCAAGAGAUGUUGUAUAUUUUUAGUGCCUUUUUUCACAUAUUUAAGGAAAUUAUUUUUAUAUUUCUUGGAUCACAGACUUUUUGUGUGUGUUAAAAUCAGAAGUUGGAGAAGGUAUAAAAGUAAUUACAAAAAGCUAAAUACAGUCUAUGAAAUAAGCCAAAACCCAGCCAGACAUCAGGACUGGUAACUUCAAAAUGUUACCAGGUCAAAAUGGACCAGACCAGACAAUCCAAAGAAAAAACUCAAUUCUUAGUUAGUUAGUGCUUUGAGCUUGCGAUACGAUAGUUCAACGUCAAACAGUAAUUGUCAAGUGUAAAUGUAACGCUCGAUUUGAAGAAUAGAUUUCAAGAUAUGUUGCAUUUACUCAGAUGUAUGGAAGUGUUAUCCAAAAUUUCUACCAGACCAGCGGGCUGGCUAGCUGUAAAUUUAGGCUGUCCAUCAGAAAUCUAGCCCGUCUCGGGCGGUCGGAUGGGCCUUAUUUCAUACACUGCUAAAUAUCAUGUCAUGUUGAUUAGUUCUUGCACCAAUGCUAAGAUCAACCAUCUUUAGAUGUUUGGCUGGUAUCUCCAAUGUUUUUGUCAUUUUUUCUUAGCAGACAAAGGGAGGUAAUUUCAGCUACAUGUAUCAGAGACAAGAGACUCAGCUCCAGAUUUAUUAUGCAAGGAAUUCCACUUAUGACACACUGACUCAACAAUUUGUCAGAAAGUUAAUGUCAAAUUGAGCAUCAUACGUUUUAAAGAUGAUUUUUCUAAAUACUGAGAAAUCUCAAAAUAAUGUGUUUAUGACAUGUCAGAAGAAAAAUGUAAACGUAAAUUUGGAUUAGAUUAUAUUUCCAAUUGGGAGAGCCUUAAUAGGAUAUCUGUGAUCCAGCAAAUAGAAAAAUACUAGUAAUGGCCCAAGCAGAUGAAGUUUAUUCAAUAAAAAAAGACAUAUUAUUUACCUCUAAAUUACCCAAUAUAAAAAUGAUAUGUUGUGAUGUAUAUAUUCGUUAUCCUAACCACAAGGUCAAAUAUACAAUGUACAUGAUACUAUUGAUUACUUAACUUUUAAUAGGGAUACGAAAACAUGUAAAUCUUGUGUACAUAACAUCCAUGAAAUAAGUUUGAUGUAUCCUGGAGAGAUGACAAUAUCCCUUUCAAAAGAUGUCAGUAGUAUUUUUACUAUAGAGAUGUAUAUAUGACUGCAAUAUAUUGCAAUAUUCGGAGUUUACAAUUUUAAAAUUUAUGGAUUAUUAGGUGUUGGAUAACGUUCAACCAAACAUUUUCCAAGCCCUACAUUACUCUGGGAGUACUUUUAUCAGUUAAAUGGUAUCAUCUGAUGGUUUUGUUAUCAAUUGUUUUAUACGAGUGUGUGUGUAUAAUAGUAUAUUUACAUUACAGAUUAGUAUAGACAUCUGUCUCAGGAUGACAGUUCUGUAGAUAUUUAUUAAACAAAGUAAUAUUCAUAUUUUCUAUCAGAUAAGAUUCAUGUCUAUUUGUAAAAUAUUUACAUCUAAUAGAUAUAUUUAUCAAAACAUGCCACACAAAACUGUUCUUCACACUGCACUGACCAUAUCAUAAUUACCUCAUAGAUAAGGUUUUUACGUUUUACUAAAAUGUGUUAAUUUGCUUGUGUCCAGAGCUUUAAAAUAAAAUCUCAUCUGAGCCAUGUUGUCAUGUAAGGGCAGAGAUGCCAACCCUAUUUUGGGCCUAAGUGUAAUACUAGAGGUCAAAAAGUGUAAUUUUGACCUAAAAAGUGUAAUAUUUGUUUGCCGAUCGCUUCAACAUGGUAAACGUUUUCACGAAAGGAAGAUUCUAGACAGAAACACAUGUGACCAAUCAUUAUGAGGCUCCAUACAUUGAAAAUUGUUGGUCAUGUGACUCAAAAUACUUUAAUUCCUUGCAAGUUCCUUGGAAUGAGUGCAUUGCUAAGAGUAACCAAUUCCUAUCGAUGCAAGGCCAUUUCUGCACCCCCGCACCUGUGCGUUACAAAACACUUCCCUGUGAAAUUUUACCCACUUUAUUGAUUUUCAUAAAACGAGUAGAAAAGUGUAAUGUUCGCCCAUUAAGUGUAAUGGCGUAAUUUACUGGUCAAAAUCGUAAUAAUUACGCCUAAAGUGUAAGGGUUGGCAUCUCUGCAAGGGUAUAGGUGUGUGAAGUCAUAUUUUUCAAUUUACUGAUUGUGUAUUAUGUCUGAAUGUUAUACGAUAUCCGACAUUAAUGAAGUCCAUCCCUGCAACAUCCUGGGUAACAGUACUAGUGCUGAUUGUUGUCUGUUUGACAUGUUGGUUGUCUGUUAUUGUUAAGGUAUCUGUUCCUACCAUACUUCCUCGAGUGUUGUGCUCACAUUUUUACGAGUGCACUAUACAUAAGUAAAUAGGGUAUUAAGUUAUUUUAUUGUGAACCUAAGAUUCACUGUAGCUUCAUGGUUGAUUUUUCGACAUGCAUACUGUCUUUAUCCAAGAUACU